Messenger RNA from Penicillium canescens, 1020 nucleotides. RefSeq names its product putative GTPase MTG1. Gene Ontology annotation, cellular component: mitochondrion. The record is from RefSeq and is a predicted model, not a curated record. Lineage: Eukaryota; Fungi; Ascomycota; Eurotiomycetes; Eurotiales; Aspergillaceae. Bases 1 to 1020 code for a protein of 339 amino acids. Gene Ontology annotation, molecular function: GTPase activity; GTP binding. The transcript has 2 exons.
AUGGCCCAGUUCGUGCCGCGCAGUGUCUUUCCCCAUUAUGGGGCUAUCCCCAGGUCCUAUUUCUUAGGACAUCAUCGGGCUGGUCUGACCAAGAUGAAGAACAUGCUGGCAAGCAUUGACUAUGUUGUCGAAUGUCGUGAUUACCGGGCCCCGGUCACCUCAAUAAACCCAAUGUUCGAGGAAGCUUUGGGCAAGAUGAGGCGACUAGUUGUUUAUACUAAGAGAGAUCUGGGCGGGAUUCCCAAAUCAUCUGCUCAGAAACAAACAGAGCGAAAGCUGCAAAGUUUCGAUCCAAAGAGCGCCGUCUUCUUCACAAGCUCAUCCUCCCGCCAGGAUGUCAGCCAGAUCAUCAAACACCUCCGAAACGAUGCCGAAGCUCCCGAUAAGCUUGUCAGCUGUCGAUUAUUGGUUGUCGGAAUGCCCAAUGUCGGCAAAUCCACUCUGAUCAACAACCUACGCAACGCAGGCGUCGGCAAAGCUAAGGCACUGAAGACUGGACAGCAGCCUGGUAUCACACGCAAGAUAGCAACCCAGGUCAAAAUCAUUGAACGUGAGAGCGGAUCUCAUGUCUACGUCCUUGACACACCGGGAGUCUUCAUGCCGUAUGUCCCCGAGGCAGAAAGUAUGCUGAAGUUGGCACUCUGUGGCUGUGUCAAGGAUAACGUCAUAUCGCCAGUCACACUUGUGGACUAUCUACUGUAUCAUAUCAACUUGCAUGACCCGCAGGUUUAUAAACGUUGGUCAGAGCCGACCAACGAAGUCGUUCCUUUACUUGAAAGCUUUGCGCGCCAGACUGGUCUGCUUAGCAAGGGAGGUGUGCCAAAUAUGGACGGAGCAGCCAUCCAUUUCAUUCAAAAAUGGAGGCAAGGAGAUCUAGGUCGAUUCUUGGUGGAUGACCUAGAGGCGGAGGAACGACGACGGGAAGAUCCUGAGCAGGUAUCGCGCUUGAGCAUGACACAGGCCUUGAAGGUCGAACGGGUGACUCGAAAGAAUAAACCCGAUGUAACUAGUAGUCUGUAA